UUGCUGCUGCUAUUGCUGCUGCUGCCGCCGCCUGAGACGCAGGCCUGGGAAGGAAGCAGUCGCCGCUCGCGGAGCUCCGCUCGGAAGCAUCUUAGCCCCCGGGAAUUACCAUGGAUAAAAGUGAGCUGGUACAGAAAGCCAAACUGGCCGAGCAGGCCGAGCGCUAUGAUGAUAUGGCUGCAGCCAUGAAGGCGGUUACAGAACAAGGGCAUGAGCUGUCCAAUGAAGAGAGAAAUCUGCUCUCUGUUGCCUACAAGAACGUGGUAGGCGCCCGCCGUUCUUCCUGGCGAGUCAUUUCCAGCAUUGAACAGAAGACUGAGAGGAACGAGAAGAAGCAGCAGAUGGGCAAAGAGUACCGUGAAAAGAUCGAGGCGGAGCUGCAGGACAUCUGCAAUGAUGUUCUGGAACUGUUGGAUAAAUACCUUAUUCUCAAUGCUACACAACCAGAAAGUAAAGUGUUCUACUUGAAAAUGAAAGGAGAUUAUUUUAGAUAUCUUUCUGAGGUGGCAUCUGGAGAUAAUAAGCAAACCACCGUGUCGAACUCCCAGCAGGCUUACCAGGAGGCAUUUGAAAUUAGUAAGAAGGAAAUGCAGCCCACACACCCAAUUCGACUUGGGCUGGCGCUCAACUUCUCAGUCUUUUAUUAUGAGAUCCUCAACUCUCCUGAAAAGGCUUGCAGCUUGGCAAAAACGGCAUUUGAUGAAGCCAUUGCCGAGCUGGAUACACUGAAUGAAGAGUCAUACAAAGACAGCACCCUGAUCAUGCAGCUGCUCAGGGACAAUCUCACUCUGUGGACGUCGGAAAAUCAGGGAGAUGAAGGAGAUGCUGGGGAGGGAGAGAACUAGUGUGUGUCGUGCUGUGUGAUCUGCUCAGUGUCACUCUACCCCCCACAUACAUCCCCUUGUGCGAUCAAAGAAGAAAUCGUACGUCGACUUCGAUUUUCACAGCCUCAGCCUAGCGGAAAUGGUCUAUGGGAUAAACAACUGAUAUUUGUAUCUUAAAAUCCAGAUCGGUCACAUAAAUGCCACGGCAUUCUGAAGUUUUGAUUUUGAUUAACAUUGACAGGAUUACUGUGUGUUUAAUUUUUAAAAACUGAACACUGUGAUUAUGGGGCUUUGUAAUUUAGCAGAACUCUUACUGGUAGAAAAAAAAAUAGACCUGAAUUAUGCAUAACUUUUUGGAGAGUUGAAUCUGAUACAAAAUGAUCACAAACACAAUUCCAUUGUAAAGUUGUACAGAAAGUUGUAGAAAUUUAUUGUGAUGCCAGAACCUGGCUGGAGACACCCACCAUUUGGCAUUCAAAUUUGAUGGUAAUUCACAGUAAUUCUGCCUGUUCAGGGUUUAUAGACACUUGACUGGUUUGGUCUCAAAAGUUCAUGACCACAAAUAUCUACAGUGUCAUCCUCUGAGGAAACUCAAAGCCUGGAAUUGGAAUUCUUUGUGGCAAAUAACUGGGUUGUGACAUUGCAGAGGGUCCAGUACUCCUAUGACUAAACCCAUUUUUCUACAGCAAUAUGUUACCAAUUUGUCAUUUAGAAAAAUGGUGGAAUCUGUUUUCCUUGUAACCACUUAGCUAAAUAAGAAGAAAAAAAAAGCCGUGUAUCCUAUGGAUGGCCUUACCUGUUCCCUGGAUGAUACGAUUAGGAAUACUGUUCUGUAGAGAUUGCCUUUCCCUGGAAGAGGCCUCAGUCCGUGGGGUCUUCCCAGUUGGGGGCUCACUUAAAUGUUGAAAUCGAAACACUCUUUCCCCUACCUCUCUUGACUGCUGACCUUGCUAUUCUCCCUCUUUAACUUCCGUCCUUCUGCUUCCUUUUACAUUCUUUCUGAGUUCUAUUUUUUUUUUCAUUUCUGUUCACUUCUUAAUACCAAAUGAGCAGAGGGUGAGAGGUGAUGGUGAGCCAAGCCUUGCUCCGAGGAGCUUCCGGCACCACAGCCCUGUCUUCCUCCAUUCCCAGCAUGACUCCAUUUCUCAGUCAUAUCAAGCUAUGAAUCCACAAAGUAUUUUUCAGUGUCCAUGACUUCUCCCCGAAUUGCAACCAGCUCUGAUAACGCUUGGUAGUUCCUGUCUGCACCUCUGACUCGGUCCUCAGACAGGUUUGAACAAAGACCCACUUGGUAGUACAGGGAAGUUGCAUGGACGCUGCAUUGGGGAGGCCAGAGGAGCCAGGCUCUGCAGUCUCACAGCACCCCCCAUCCACCUGUGACAUUCCACAUAGCUCUAGGUCCUUCUGUUUGUCCAUCUGCUGGAAUCAGAAAAGAAACUCAUGCACUGAUUAAAACAAACCAAAAAAAAAAAAAAAAUUUCUCUCCUUUCCAGCUGAACAAAAAUGUGCAGUUAAUACUUUGGCGCUUGAAAAUGCAGUAGUGAAUGUGGAACCAAGCCUGUCUGUAUAUCUGGUAGCUCUUUCUUGCUUUGAUUUUUUUUUUUCCUUACCAGUAUUCUGCCUAAUGUUUGCUUCUGUGAUGGUUAUAUUGCCUAGCAAGCACACCUGUGGUUGUGAAAAUAGUAUAGCAAAAAGAAAAAAGAAAACUCCCCAAUUAUUGAUGUACUAGAUUUGUGUUUGUCUCUUAAACAGUUCUAGUUUCACCUCACAUGGAAUAAUCAGGAAAAGUGUAAAAAUUCAAAAGUGAAAUAAAAAAUUUUAUCAGUU
Molecule: messenger RNA, 2651 nt
Organism: Ochotona curzoniae (black-lipped pika)
Lineage: Eukaryota; Metazoa; Chordata; Mammalia; Lagomorpha; Ochotonidae
Gene: YWHAB
Product: tyrosine 3-monooxygenase/tryptophan 5-monooxygenase activation protein beta
Exons: 6
Coding region: 111-845 (244 amino acids)
Biological process (GO): signal transduction
Cellular component (GO): cytoplasm
Source: RefSeq, a predicted model, not a curated record